UAGCCGAGCAGUCGAAACACGCAGCUUGAGGCGAGCGGUUCUUGCGCGCGCUUCCCAACCGCCCAACUAAAUCUACUAAAAGCUAACAGUGAGCAGCUACUAACCCACAGCAUUGGCUCAGUAGAAGUCGUAAUCGCCAACGUAAUCGUCGCGAGCGCAGAGUUCUGAGAGUGUUGUGAUUGAAAGACAAAUGUAAAUAGCCGAAAAAAAAACACAGAAUUAGUAUUUAAACAAUAAAAAGAAAACAAUUUAAGAAAGAGAAACCUGGCUGGUUGAUCGAUUGUGGGCGUACAAGUACAUUCUGAUUCACACCCGGGAAUAAAUCCAGCACCGAUCGGGGAACUUACGGAUAUUAAUACGCCGCGAAGUGCACUUUGAAGCAGGAGGAAACGAAUCAAGCGAGCAGACGACGGACAAGAUGAUUUCUCGCCGCAAGAUCAUAUCGCGUUCCCUGGACAAUUUGGACGCCAUCGGGCAAGAGGAGCAGGAGGAAGACGUCUGGCACGAUCGCGAGAAGCUCUUCAGGGAUCACAUCAACGAGGUUCUGUCCAAGUGGGAGCAGAUCGAUGACGAGAUCUGGGCCAAGAUAAUCGUCUUUGAGAAGAACCGUCGCGUGGCUAAGGCCUACGCCCGCUCCUCUGUGAUAACCAUAAACGGCUCAAAAAACGGAUUCGAUGGAGUACGCAUUGGCCUGAAUGGCUUCGACAAUCCCAUGCGCGACUCGGAGACGAAGGUGAUCAAGAAGUCCAUUGGCGAUGGUUUCAAGAUCAAAAUGGACGACAUCGGCAACAUAUUCAUCAAGCGGUACGGCAAGAGCAGCAUCUACGUGAACAGCACCUCGCAGGGCAACGAGGAGACAGUGAUCGGCGGGGACAUAAUCCAGAUGCCCCAAAUGUCGCUCACCUCGGGAACAUCCGCUCGACUCUUCGACAUGAAGAAGUUCCAGACGAACAUAAACCGGGAGUUCGCGCGCACCUAUCCGGAAAGGGCCAGGUUGGAGCGGCAGUGCCUCUCGGCCGUGUCGCUGGUUAAGUCGAACAACAAUCUGAUCAACUCCCCCGUCUGGAUACUCGUUGUCAACGUAGUGGCCAUGGACAUGCUGAGGAGUCGCCUCCAGUCCAUUCCCAAGUCCCUGGACGCGAUGGGCAUGCGCGUCCCGCUGGCGAACGGCAGCGAGGAUCCCUACUCGACCAUCGAGAGCCAGGUGGGACUGAUCUACCCGACGCCUGCCGCCUCCGAUGAUUCGCAGAACUCCCAGAACUCUCAGCACUCGAGCAACUCCAGCAAGGGACGGCGCAGCAUCUUCAGUGCCGCCUUCCUCAACGAGGGUCCCUAUGUGCCCAAGCCUGACUACGAUGGUGGCUCCUUAACUCCGAUCUACGCGGACAAGAAGCGGCAGAAGAGCAGCGGCGGUCAGCAGCGGAAGAAGCAGGACGACCCGUACUACUGCGGUCUGCUGGCGCGGAUCCCGAACUUCAUCAAGUCCUCGAAGCAGCCGUGUCCCGGCAGCGCCAGCAAGCCCAAGAAGGAGCCGAAGAUCUCGCGGAAGAUCUCGGCGCAGCACCAGCACCAGCAGUUCCUGCAGCCGGCGCAGCCCAUUCCCAUCGCCACCUUCCACCACUCGUACUUCCCCUACAAGCUGUAUCCCCCGCAGCACCGUCUCUCGCAGUCGCAGAUGUCCCUCUGGGACGCACGUAGUCUGAUCAGCGCACAUGAAUGAUCAUCCUGGCUGGUCCUAAUUUAUUCAUCGUCUAGCAUUAAUUCUACAAUUAUUUAGUCAAAGCCUACGAUUUAGUUUUGGUCAGUGGAUCAGUGGAUCAUUGGAGUGCAUUUCGCUCAGUUUUGUGAUAAAUGCAGCGAAAUGCAGCCAUUUAGCGUAACGCACUUAAUACGCACUAACUCUAAUUAACCGCAGUUAACUUUAAGGCAAGCAGAGAGAUUUAAUGAUUAUGCAAUUUGUAAUGAGUAAUUAAAAUUUUGCCAUAGUUUCUUAAAUCGUUUAAGACUGAGAGAAUGUCCUAGAGCCCACGAAAAGCGCACGAAGAGAUUGCCGGAGAGUCCAGAAGGGGGACAGAAAAUGUCAUAGGCAAGUUAAUUGCUACUUUAGGCGAGUUCGAUUUAUUGUUUUCUUAUUAUUUUUGCUGUACAUACACUUCAUAUGUAAAUAAGUUCGAAUUAAAAACAUGUAAACGAUAUUAGUACGCAUUAAAAGAAAGAUCUAAGAGUCA
Molecule: messenger RNA, 2228 nt
Organism: Drosophila ficusphila
Lineage: Eukaryota; Metazoa; Arthropoda; Insecta; Diptera; Drosophilidae
Gene: reb
Exons: 6
Coding region: 419-1720 (433 amino acids)
Biological process (GO): regulation of DNA-templated transcription
Molecular function (GO): protein binding
Source: RefSeq, a predicted model, not a curated record